Messenger RNA from Neopelma chrysocephalum (saffron-crested tyrant-manakin), 2334 nucleotides. It is a transcript of the gene CDH26, whose product is annotated as cadherin 26. Gene Ontology annotation, molecular function: calcium ion binding; cadherin binding. Bases 1 to 2313 code for a protein of 770 amino acids. The transcript is spliced from 15 exons. NCBI's taxonomy places the organism in Eukaryota, Metazoa, Chordata, Aves, Passeriformes, Pipridae. Gene Ontology annotation, biological process: adherens junction organization; homophilic cell-cell adhesion; multicellular organism development. Gene Ontology annotation, cellular component: adherens junction; catenin complex; membrane. The record is from RefSeq and is a predicted model, not a curated record.
AUGGAGCUGCUCCUCAUCCUGCUGCUCCUGCAGGUUACUGCUGCCAACAGUUUUUCUCGUGAAAUUGAAAAUUCCAGUUUAAGACAAGCCACCCGAGGGAAGAGCACUCAGUGGGUGGGUUCUUACGAGCUGGACAGUCUGCGUCCUCUCCAGCGCACAAAAAGGACCUGGGUUAUCACCACCAUUGAUGUUCAAGAGGAGGACAAAGGACCAUUCCCCAAAUACGCUGGACAGCUAUUCAAUAAAAAAUCAUUCAAUACAUCACUAAAAUAUUUAAUCAGUGGACCUGGGGUAGAUGAACCUCCAGAGGUUGGAUUGUUUUCCAUAGAAGAUGAUGUGAAUGGACACGUGUACGUACAUCGCACCAUCGACAGGGAGAAGACCCCAACUUUUCUGAUACGUUUCGAUAUUGAGGACAGAGAAACUGGGGAGCCACUGGACCGCCCUUUAUAUUUCAAGAUAAAGGUCAAAGAUAUUAAUGACAAUGCACCUGAGUUUUGCAAGGAGGAAUAUAGCAUUACAAUAGGAGAGGACCACAGGAAAGAUGAGCCAGUUUUCCAAGUCACAGCCUUGGACAAAGACGAAGUCGGCACUGCGAAUUCCCAGGUGUCCUAUUCUAUAAGUAUGCAAAUGCCCACUGCAGAUGGAUUCACAUUUGAUAUUGAUCCUACCACAGGAUCAAUACUUCUGUCAAGAUGCCUGGAUUAUCAGACUGCCAACUCUUUCAAACUUUUGGUUAAAGCCAGUGACCAGGGAAGUCCCCAGCUGUCAUCUACUGCAACAGUGAAUGUAGCUGUUGAAGAUGCAAACAACCACCUCCCUGUGUUUGCUAGUGACAGUUAUCAGCUACAGGUUUCAGCAGGACAAGAACAUCCAGCUGUAUUACGGCUCCAAGUGCAAGAUAAAGACUCUCCCAACACUCCAGCUUGGAGAGCAAAAUACAGAGUAGCAAAGGGCAAUGAGAAGGAGCAGUUUGCCAUUGAGACAGAUCCAGACACAAAUGAGGGCAUUUUGAGUAUUAUCAAGCCUCUCAACUAUGAAAGCGACUCUGAGAUGAGACUUGUCAUUUCUGUGGCAAAUGAAGAACCUUUCUUCUUGUGUAAAAAUGGCAUUGUGAUGACCUCAGACCUAGAAUCCACCAACACAACAGUGAACAUCAAGGUCAUACAGUCACAACGUGCUCCUAAGUUCCAUCCUCCGCUACUUAUUGUCCAAAAAGAAGAUUCAAUGAAGCCUGGGAGGGUAUUUAGAAAGUAUCCUGCCACAUAUCCAGAUGAUGUGCCAAGUAAGAUAAAAUAUGACCUAGCCCAUGACCCAGAUGGUUGGCUGAGAGUGGAUGAGGAUUCUGGAGUUCUUACUGUGGCAAAAGACUUUGAUGAAGCAUCCCCUUUUGUGAACAACAGCCUGUACACCAUUAUUGUUCAAGCUACUGCUCAGGGCUCUCCACCACAGACUGGCACUGGCACAAUCCUGCUUUACUUGUCUGACAUUAAUGACCGUAUGCCAUCAUUACUGGCUCCCUCUUUGGAUGUGUGUGACAAAGAAAAAAGGACAGCUCUCAUUGUACAAGCUAAACCUGCUCUGGUUCAUGGACUUUGGGGGCCGUUUACAUUUGAGCUGGAUGAGGACUCAGAAGAUGUGAAGCGUAACUGGACUUUAGGAAGGAACUUUGGGCAGUCAGUUGAACUUCUGAUGUUAAGAAGCCUCCCACAAGGCAGCUACUCGGUGCCCAUCAUUGUUCAGGACAGGCAAGGAUUUUCUACAAGGCAGAAGCAGCACAUUAGGCUCUGCUUUUGUCCAGAUGGACAUACAUGUAGAGAUUCCCCAGUUCCACAAGCAGUGAUGGGGCUUGGAGGCAGUGCCAUUGGAAUAAUACUGAUGGCUUCCUUAUUAAUACCGGCCGUUUCCAACAUUCUACUUUGCCGGUGUCUCGUGUCAAGGUCUAAAAGCAAAGCCAUUGUUCCACCUCAGGAAGGUGAACAGACUUUAAUCAGCUAUAAUGAAGAGAGCAGAAGUUCUUUUUCUGAGAACUGCCUUUUCACUGAUUACAAGACAUUGCAAGCAAGACACCUGGAUUACCUCAUACAGAGAGUGGAAAAAACCCUGGGUCAGAAACUGUAUCACCAAACCACACUAGAAGAUUCCAGGGACGUUGAUGAACCUCGCAGAUACUCUGAGGAAGGAGAACUAGAGCAAAGUGACUCCCCCUGCUCUGUCUCCAUUGUCAGUGAAGACCUGCCUGUUGAUUUUUUGAACACUCUGGGACCAAGGUUUUCUGCUCUGGAAGAAAUCUGUCAGAAGAGACCUACAUAAUUCAAUUAAUUUCAGAAUAAU